Leptosia nina is the source of this 324-nucleotide messenger RNA. NCBI's taxonomy places the organism in Eukaryota, Metazoa, Arthropoda, Insecta, Lepidoptera, Pieridae. The record is from the annotation of a GenBank genome assembly.
AUGUUCUAUAAAGCUAUCAAUGCAUGCGUCGGAUACAACAUGAGAUACUGCGGAUUUGGAGAGAGAUACCAGAACGAGAGAAUAUUAAAAAAUACUCUGACUGAUAUAGUUCUUCUGUUAUGUUUCCUUCUGGCCAACACUGUGGUACUGCUAACACUUUUAACAAGAACUACAUAUCACAUUUUGCACGUAUUACUGCGAUCUUUUAAGUGGGUACAAAGUUGUGUUUCAAACGAACCAAGACGACUCGUUGCAACAGCUGAGACGAGUAUUUCAAAUAGAAGAUACUCAACAGAAACUUUUGUGUCAAGAUUAAGCAAGUGA